UUAACAGAAAUUUAACAAAAUAUUGAAUUCAUCAUCAAUUUGGAUAAUAGUUUAUAUGAUGACAUACUAUAAUCCAAUUGAAUCCUAACUCGAAAUAACUUAAAAUUAUGGAUUCUUUAAUGAACCAGACUUUCCCCUUUUGACGCCCCAGCGCAUUUUAUCCCAAGGGACAGGCAGCCUAAGUAUAGCUAUAUUUCACGUCUUUGUGACUCACUGGUAUCAUCUCUGGGCGCCAAAUGAUUAUAACAUAUCUAGUCAUGCUGAUUUCUUAGCUGUUGUGAAAAUGUUGAAUUUCAACGUAUUGAACAAAGGAAGGAUAUUUGUGUACGAAGGGACGAUGUGUAACUGGGAAUAUUGAUCGAUAGUCAAAAAGGAUUAUUCCAAUGGAGGACGAUAAGAUUGAACGUCUACGGGAGCGGAUCCUGCAAUGUCCGAUAUGCAUGGAUGAAUACAAGGAUCCAAGGAUACUUCCUUGUCAUCACACGGUGUGCUUGAAUUGCCUUCUUGAUUUUGUUAGACAUUCGUCGUCAUCUGGGCGUCUGUUUCGAUGCCCUCAGUGUCGGUCCGACAUUUGCGUUCCACGUGGAGGCGUCAAAGAUUUCCCGCCAAAUUUCUACGUCAACUGCAUUCAAGACGAAUUGGGAUCACGACCGUAUUUUGGGAUUUGUGAUAUUUGUGAACGGGACUGGCUUAUUUCGCAAUACAGAUGCGUGGAUUGUGACCUAGAUAUUUGUAGAUUUUGUAUUCACGAACAUAGACUUUUUAAACAUGGAGCCGGGAGAGAUGUCACGGUCAUGCGCAUUGAGACCGGAAACAUAGCUUCAUAUAUGGCCUCAGAGAAAGGUUGCGAUAUUCAUUCUGGAGAAGUUUUGCAGAUGUUUUGUUGCACGUGCGAGGCGGCCAUCUGUGUCACGUGUGUCUGUGAAUUGCACAAGAAACAUGAAACAAUGCCUUUGAUAAAGAAAUUAAUGGCGUCUCGGAAGGAAUUGCAAUUUGAUCUCGAUGAUCUGAAAACUGAGGUAAAACUAACUCAAGAUUCUUUAUCAGAUUUACGCAGUCUUCGAACAAAAGUACAGGAUAGUACUGAUGCCACAACGACAUCAAUUCGACUACGAUCACGGGAACUGGCGAUGGAAAUGGAUAGAGUGGCGGAGCUAAAAAUAGAAAAGGUUCGAUGUACAACUAAUAAGGUUCUUCAGGAGAUCGACAGUUACAUUAAAGAACUCGAGCUGCUUCACGACCAAGCAAGGAAGGGCUGUGGGUUUUUAGAAGAUCUUCAAGAAGAUGACGUCAGUUUGGAAUUAUUUGCGUGCUUUACCAAAUAUAAGAAAGGACUAGAGGUCGUCCGAAAAUCCGCACUGAACAAAACAGUACAAACGCAGAUUUCAAAUUUCGAAGCCGGAAAGGUGAAAGAGUGCUUUGGGUACCACUUUUUAAAGUUUGGGGAUCUAAAAGUAUUCCAAGACAAAGCAGUGUUUUUGAAUGUGGAGAAGGAACCACGAUUUUUUAAGUCCUCCAAAUGUCGUAAAAUGUGCUCGGUUAUACCGGCAGUAUUGUACUUGGUACUUUUUGCACUUGUUAUUUCUGGCUUAUUUAUUUUGACCAAUAAUUUGUGGAGUUCUCAUCACGUGACUCUUGAGGACUGUGUUGGUUGGCUCUUCUUCUUGCAUCUUACUAUCACGGGCGCUUUUGCUUUCUAUAAGUCAAGAAGAUAAAGGAGUUGACAACCUUUCUGUCUGAACAAUUUAUAAUUUCUGGAUUGCUUUUUAGUAUUAGAGUACUUUGGAAGUUGGUCUGCUAAUACGAUGUGAAAAUUUCUCUUCUUCAUUUGACUUGAAUGGGUUUUUAGUUUUCAUACAGGUCUUUUCUCUUAAUGUUUGAUAACGACAGGUGGUAGAAAAACCCCAAACGUCAUCCCUCAGAAUAGCUUAAUAUGUGCUGUGUCGUCAUUUUAAAGGCAAAGCUAAGGGAAUUAGUGGACUAACUUAUGGGAGUUAUCCAAUGGCGGAUUUAGGGGGUGGGGGGUCGGAACCCCCUCUCCCCGUUCUUCUUUUUUUUAACCACACCCGAAUCUAUAAAGGAUUUCGUGACUUUAUUGAAAGGAAAGAGGAAGAAGAAUUUCAGUCGAAAAUGCAUUAAAAUGCACCACUUUAAAGCAAUCUUUUAAAAAAAAUUCCCAGGGGAGGAACAAGAAUUUCAGUGGAAAAGGCACCAUUUUGAUUCAAUGGGUUAACCCCCUCUCAUGCCCUCCCCCUUCGGUCCUUUGGACCUAAAUCCCCACAUCACCCACCCAGUAAGGUCUAGAUCCGCCACUGUUAUCCAAUGGACUAACCUUUCGGUAUUGUCUGAAUAGGCCAAUCUUUUAGAAGGGAAUUGUCUAAUAGACUAAUCUAAAGGAAUAGUCUAAGAAGUUAACAUAAGGGAAUUAAUGAGGGAUUUCAGAAUGAAAUAUUACUAAAAAUAAUGAAACGAACACUAGAUAUUUAUAAAUGAUAUAAUUAUUUUCGUUAUCAGACUUUCGCAUAGUCGGUCAUUAUUGUAAUUUUAUUCUGAUGAUGAUUUUUCUGUUUUUCGCCCAGGUACUUUUCUACAUUUAAACAAGAGCCGAUGUCUUUUCGUGUAUGCAAUAGCUAUAUUUCCCUAUACAGUACUCCGCCCAGUCGCUUGGAUAUGGCAAUAUAUAGAAAUGUGAUUCUGUGUGAUACAUGUGUGUACAUUGUUGAAAAUUUUCUGAAGUCCAUGUUAUUAAAAUCUACCAAAACUGA
This is a messenger RNA of Ostrea edulis (European flat oyster), 2765 nucleotides long. Its product is annotated as tripartite motif-containing protein 45-like. Gene Ontology annotation, cellular component: nucleoplasm; chromatin. The coding region runs from base 384 to 1715 and encodes 443 amino acids. The transcript has 2 exons. Gene Ontology annotation, biological process: positive regulation of DNA-templated transcription. Gene Ontology annotation, molecular function: ubiquitin-protein transferase activity; zinc ion binding. Lineage: Eukaryota; Metazoa; Mollusca; Bivalvia; Ostreida; Ostreidae. The record is from RefSeq and is a predicted model, not a curated record.